UUCAAACAGAAAAAAAAGAACAAGAACAAGAAAAAAAAAAGCAGCCGCCUGGGAGGCCCGGCCCCCCCGGGGCAGAUCCAAUCAGAAGCGCGCGUCCGCGGCGUCAGCGCCAGGCCGGGCGCUCAUUGGCUGGGCCGCGGCUCCCACUUCCCCUCCGAGGCCCGGCCGGCGCCGGGCGCGCCCCUCCCGGCCGCUCCCCCCAGAAAGUUUGCGCCGCCGCGGGGCCGCGAGCAGAGUCGCGCCGGGAGCUCGCUGGGCAGCGCGGCCAUGGCUUCGUCUCCGGCCAGAGGCAGCAACGACGUGUUCUCGUCCGACGAGGAGGGCUCGGCCGCGGGGGCCGGGCCGGGCGCGGGGGGCGCCGAGGGGGCGGCGGAGGAGCGCGGCCGCGUCAAAGUGUCCAGCCUGCCGUUCAGCGUGGAGGCGCUCAUGUCGGACAAGAAGCCGCCCAAGGCGGCGUCCCCGCGGCCGGCCGAGCUCCCCGCGCCCGGGCUCCCGCUGCGGCCGCCGCUGCUGCUGCCCGGACUGCACGGCGCCCGCGAGGCGCACAGCCCCGGCGCGCCCGCCAAGCCCUUCGAGCCCGCGGCGGUCAAGGCCGAGACGACCGAGGACGCGGCGCCCUGGAUGCCGGAGCCGGGCAGAUACUCGCCGCCGCCCCGACACAUGAGCCCCACCACCUGCACGCUGAGGAAGCACAAGACCAAUCGCAAGCCGCGCACGCCCUUCACCACAUCCCAGCUGCUCGCCCUGGAGCGCAAGUUCCGCCAGAAACAGUACCUGUCCAUCGCCGAGCGCGCCGAGUUCUCCAGCUCCCUGAACCUCACAGAGACCCAGGUCAAAAUUUGGUUCCAGAACCGCAGGGCCAAGGCGAAAAGACUGCAGGAGGCCGAACUGGAGAAGCUGAAGAUGGCUGCCAAACCCAUGCUGCCUUCGGGGUUCAGCCUCCCCUUCCCCAUCAACUCCCCCCUGCAGGCCGCCUCCCUGUAUGGAGCCUCCUACCCUUUCCACAGACCUGUGCUGCCCAUCCCUCCUGUCGGACUCUAUGCCACGCCGGUGGGGUACAGCAUGUACCAUCUUUCCUAAGGACCCUCCCGGCGGGUGGGCCAUUUGACUCUCCUGGACGGGUGCUUCUGUGAAAGGACCCCCUCCCUCCCUCUGCAAGAAGGCAGCCCCCUGCCUGCCUGCCUGCCUGCCGUGCAGUGCAGUUCCUGCUCGAAUCCAGGCCCCCGACUCGACUCAGAGGCCACCUCUAGACACUCUUCCAUUUUGUCCUUUGAGGCUGGAGCCACCAAGCCCUAUCUCCUUGGCAUCAUCUUCCACACGUUCUCUUCUCCUUUCACACAGAUUGAUUGCCUCCGGUGGUAAACCUACAUGUGAAAGAAAGAGAGAUACACGGCGGAUACCCAAAUUCAAGUUAUUUUUUGAAAACAUCUUUUAAAGAUGUUAACUAUAUAGACUUUCUUCUAUAUAUCACUUUCCAAAAAAAAAAAAAAGAGAGAGAGAGAAAAAAAAAGACUUUAAUCUUUUUCUUUCCUCCUAGGGGGGAGAAGUUGCUUAAAUUGCCAGAAUUUGGGGUGACCUUGAUGGGAGGAUUGAUGGACAGAAAGCAAAGCAAACACAAGGGGCCCAGGAAGAGGUUCCAUGGUGUGUGUGUGGGGGUGGUGUGGUGGGGGAGAUGUCUUUGCACUUUGAUGUGCAUUCAAAACAAACAAACAAAAAAACUAAAACU
Erinaceus europaeus (western European hedgehog) is the source of this 1726-nucleotide messenger RNA. It is a transcript of the gene MSX2, whose product is annotated as msh homeobox 2. Gene Ontology annotation, cellular component: nucleus. The coding region runs from base 268 to 1080 and encodes 270 amino acids. Gene Ontology annotation, molecular function: RNA polymerase II transcription regulatory region sequence-specific DNA binding; DNA-binding transcription factor activity, RNA polymerase II-specific. Lineage: Eukaryota; Metazoa; Chordata; Mammalia; Eulipotyphla; Erinaceidae. The record is from RefSeq and is a predicted model, not a curated record. Gene Ontology annotation, biological process: regulation of transcription by RNA polymerase II; embryonic morphogenesis. The transcript has 2 exons.